GGCAAUUACGGUAUGAUGGAUCAAGUGAUGGCCAUGAAAUGGGUUCGUGAGAACAUACGAGGCUUCAACGGCGAUCCCGGACUCGUGACCAUCAUGGGGGAGAGUGCUGGUGCCGCUAGUGUCGGUCUGCACCUUCUAUCAGAGCAGUCUCAGGAUCUAUUUCACCGAGCGAUAUGUAUGAGCGGAUCUGGGCUAGCGCCGUGGGCGGUGUACACCAACAGAGACCAGGCCUAUAACCAUACCAAAGAGCUCGGCCGCAAGACGGGCUGCUACACAGACGAGAAGAACCAGAAGCCGCAGGAGAUUAUCGACUGCCUAAACAUCAGAACGUCGAUCGAUAUAUCGGAAGCGGUCGUCGUGCCGGAUUAUGGGAUGCGCCCUCCUUGGGCCCCGGUCGUGCAGGGCUACUACCCUUACGUGUUCUUGCAAGACGACCCAAGAAAGCUUCUGCAACACGGCGCCCUAGUGACCAAGGUUCCAGUGAUGCAGGGAGUGGUGAAGGACGAAGCUGGCGCAUUUCUCUAUGAUUCGGACCCGGAUUAUUCGCUGACCUUGCCAGAAUUUUACUCCACGAUUCGUGAGUUUGUGAAGAAGGAGAAUUACUCACUAGAGGAAAGUGUAGUCACUGCUAUUGGUGACUCAAUGAUAUUCGAGUACACGUUUCACCCGGACGCGGAGAACCUGACCGUCGUGCGACAGGAGAUGAUAAACUUGCUGUCAGAUCACCAGUUUAAUGCUCCCAACGAGCUAUCUGCCAAAUACCACGCCCAGCACGGAUUGGAUGUGUUCGAAUACACAUUCGAUUACAGAGCCGACUUUAGUAGAUACCCAAACUGGACGGGUGUGCCCCACGGAAUAGAGUUAAACUACGUGUUUGGGAUGCCGUUUCUGUUACAAGUCUAUCCCGAAUGGGAAGACUACGGCAUGACCAACUACACACUCGAUGACAGGAACGUCAGUGAUUUCAUGAUGAAUAUGUGGAUUAACUUUGCCAAUUAUGGGGAACCGGUGCCGGACGCAUACAGCAACUUCCCGUACCUGUUCAAGAACGUCUCGCGCUGGUACAAGUACACGACCGAUCGGCGCUUCUACCUGCAGAUCAACUACACCUGCGAACACCUGGAGGAUUACCUGCCGCAUCGGUGCGCCUACUGGAACGACUACAUUCCCGUCGCUUCCAAGAUGGACCUGGUCACAGUGACACCGACGUAUCACGGACUUAACCAGCAGCAGGCGAACGCAUACAUUGCGGCGACUUACUCGCUGGGAGCAGCAGCCUUCAUCAUGAUACUGGCUCUAUUCGUCGUCUGCUUCUUAUCGGCGAAAAAAACGGACGAUGGCACCGAAUUCGACUGAGCUGAGUUAAAUCUGGGCAGUGGGCGCAGCGUGAUGCGGUCUUCUGCUUGUACCAUUGUAUUGCCUGUCACCAUUAUAACCGCCUCCAGUAACCGAUAGAAAAUUUUCUCUCAAUAUUUCUUGUAGUUUUUUUUCUCUCUGAGCGUGGUAGAAAGUAUCGCGCAAUAUUCAGAGGGAAAGCAUUAAACAGCAUGAAAUUUCCAUUUACUUGAUUAGUCAUAGUGUGAAGUUGUAAUGUCAUAGACGUUUUAAUUCUCUGCCGUCAUCUGUGUGGCCGCAAAAUUCAGUAGAUUUGAACUGUUGUACUAACCCAUCCGGCACUAAUGUUCGAUCUGUAAAUAAAUCAGUUAUUGCCAAUGAUGCAGCGUUUAACAAUAUGAGGGAUUUUAUUGAUGAUUGUGUUUUUAUAGCAUCAUUAAAUUAUAGAAGAGAAGUCGAGUUACGUCUACUGCCCAGACUUUUUCUUUCGUAGUCAAUAUAAUUAUAUAUAUAUAUAUAUAUAUAUAUAUAUAUAUAUAUACGGUUUUAAAUAGAAAGGGUACACCACGGAUGUGGUUUAGAAUAAUUUUAAAACUGUUUGCUGCCCAAACUGUAUACACAUUUCGGCAGCUCAUUGUAAAUAUACACACUUGUAGUUUUUUAUGACCAGAUAUUUUUAGACUUCAUCGUAUGCAUUAUUCAACAGGCCAACCUGUUAACGUUGAUGAUUUGAUUGGAUAAUGUAAUCAAGAAAUCGUUUGAUUUACGUAAACGCGUUUGCUGAAUCUUUAUAAUUGAUGUUCUUUAUGAAGACAGUAGAACUAUUGUGGUUACCUUUAGAACUAUAUUGAUAUUGUGAUUUUUAAACAUAUUAAUCAAUUAUCUAAAUUGCGUCAUCCACGACAUGUAAAGAAUUGGAUGUAACGUGCGGAAUUGAUUUGUUACUCAAUUAAUUGUUAUUCACAACAAUCACUGUAAUCUUCAUUAAUGUGUUAAGUGCGGCAGCACAAAUCGAACAUUAUGUGUGUUACAAAUGAAGAUGUUUAUGACUUUCAAUCGUACAGAAUUUAAAAAAGGUCAUAUUCACAUUUAAUCGCGUUUGUGACGCAAACAAGGUUUGCCACGGUCUGUAUUGAUUUGUGUGUAAAUGGAUUUAUCAGGAGAUUAUGGUUACAGAUCAGCGAUUGUGCGAUCCUACAUACUAGUAAUUAGAUGGUUUUACACAAGUGAUUUAUAAUUUCAUAAAAAAAAUGCGGAAAUCAACUAGCAAUGCCACCAGUAACAUGAAAUGUUGUAACUUGUUGAUAUGCGGACGACUAGUUGAAACGUCGUGACGUACCAUAUGUAAAUUAUCGUUAACGAAUAAAUGCUGAUUUUAUAUAUAAUUACUGA
Molecule: messenger RNA, 2727 nt
Organism: Priapulus caudatus
Lineage: Eukaryota; Metazoa; Priapulida; Priapulimorpha; Priapulimorphida; Priapulidae
Product: acetylcholinesterase-like
Exons: 8
Coding region: 13-1356 (447 amino acids)
Cellular component (GO): septate junction; cell surface; tricellular tight junction
Source: RefSeq, a predicted model, not a curated record